Molecule: messenger RNA, 596 nt
Organism: Anolis sagrei ordinatus
Lineage: Eukaryota; Metazoa; Chordata; Lepidosauria; Squamata; Anolidae
Source: RefSeq, a predicted model, not a curated record
AUGAAGAAGCAGAUGCUAGAGCAAACCAUCACUCUGCUUUGUGACUGGUGUGCUGUGCGAUAUCACAUCCAGCACAACAGUUUUCCACAUUCAUUUUUCAGUGGAGAUAAUGAUAGUCGAGCCAUGUGUUCAGUUACAAGUCAUCCAUUGCGAAGGGAAAGAGAUCAGUGGAAAAAGAAGAUGCAACAAAUAGAACGUCAGUUGAAAUGCUUGGCAUUCCAGAAUCCAGGGCCUUUACUGGCAGACUUCAAUCCAGAAACUCGAGAACAGCAGAAGAAAGCCUGCAUGUCAAUGAUAAACCAGGAUUGUUUUAAAACUACAAAGAAAACCAUGAAGAAAUACGACAAAAAAGGCUGCCUCCUAUCCAGUAAAAUAGAUUUGUGUGACUGCCUGGAGAAGAACUGUCUGGGCUGCUUCUACCCUUGCCCCAAAUGCAAUUCCACCAAGUGUGGAACAGAGUGUCGCUGCAACAGAAAAUGGGUUUACGAUCAGGUUCAGAUGGAAGAUGGACAAAUUAUCAAAUUUCCAUUUUUCAAAAACUGAUUUGUAUUUCUCUUCUUGAUCCCCCUUGUAAAGCAGUGGCUGAACAUUUUAUU